GUCACAGGAGGGAGCUGUGGCAGGGCUAAGGAACAAGCCAGCUUGCCCUGACCUGCCAUGGCAUAGAGGGAAUCUGCCGCAGGGAAACUGGCUCCUGUGGAUGUACUUUUGGGCUCCUGGGUGCUCCAUGGGUCACAGUCAUUGGGGCGGGAAGAGGUGUCCCGCACUGGACUGCCCCUGUGCGAUGCUGUGGUCAACUUGGCUGGCGAAAAUGUGCUCAACCCUUUCCGCAGGCUAUUACUGUCCCAGCCCCACAGCUGAGUAUACUGAAGACAGUCCUGGAGGGGAUUUCGACUUCUUCUCACGCCUGGUGAGCUCCUGGGAGGCUGCAGCUCUCAUCCCUGGGAGCCCAACUCGUGGAGUUGUGGUGAGAUCAGGUGUAGUGCUGGGUCGAGGUGGUGGUGCAAUCUCUCAGAUGCUUUGGCCUUUCCGUCUGGGACUUGGAGGCCCCUUAGGCUCUGGGCUCCAGCCCUUCCCAUGGAUCCAUAUUCGGGACCUGGCUGGGAUCGUGUGUCACGCCCUGGAGAGUGAGAGCCUGCGAGGUGUCCUCAACGGUGUCGCCCCAUCCUCCCCUGCCACCUCCAACGGCACCUUUGCUCAGGAGUUGGCUGCAGCCCUGGGGCGCCCAGCCCUGCUGCCAGUGCCUGCCUGGGCUGUGCGGGCUGCCUUUGGGGCAGAGCGGGCUGUCAUGCUACUGGAGGGACAGAGGGUGCUGCCAAAACGCACCCUGGAAAGCGGCUACCACUUCAUCUUCCCUGACCUGGCUGGAGCUCUGAAGGACAUUGUGGCUUGAGGCCUCCUCGGCUGGGCUGGGCCCUGUUUUUGUGAGCUCACAUGCGUUCCCCUGGGUGAAGGAGAGCAGCCCUGCCCCUGGACACUUCCCCUUCCCCAUCCCCAUCCACAGAGGGUGAGCGAUGUUUUCCCCAUCUGCCUCCCUGUGUGCACCCCCAGUUUGAGUCAUCCCUCUUACUGCCAUCUGCAAUCUCUGCGUUACCUGCAUUUGGGGAAGGGCACAAGCCCCUCUAAGGAUUGUGACUGUGGAAUUGCAUAUCUUUCCUUUUCCACAAUAUGUAUGUGAACUGCUGGCAAAGCAGCUGGGGCUGUAAUGUCCUCUUCCCUGAGAGGUGGCUGGCAGCAUGAAACUGGUUGUAAUUAUCAGCUUUGUAAUACUUCCAUUGAAGUUUUCCCUCCUGUCUUUCCUCCAUGAUGACAUAGAAACCUACUUAUGCUCUUCUACUUUGCCUUUCUCAGUCUCAGUGGUUGU
Molecule: messenger RNA, 1264 nt
Organism: Empidonax traillii (willow flycatcher)
Lineage: Eukaryota; Metazoa; Chordata; Aves; Passeriformes; Tyrannidae
Gene: SDR39U1
Product: short chain dehydrogenase/reductase family 39U member 1
Exons: 4
Coding region: 101-793 (230 amino acids)
Source: RefSeq, a predicted model, not a curated record